This is a messenger RNA of Olea europaea var. sylvestris, 2019 nucleotides long. RefSeq lists its product as uncharacterized. Lineage: Eukaryota; Viridiplantae; Streptophyta; Magnoliopsida; Lamiales; Oleaceae. The record is from RefSeq and is a predicted model, not a curated record. Gene Ontology annotation, biological process: mRNA catabolic process. The transcript is spliced from 7 exons. Gene Ontology annotation, molecular function: demethylase activity; mRNA binding. The coding region runs from base 144 to 1796 and encodes 550 amino acids.
AAAGUUUCUAUAAAACCCGAAAAUUUUACUGAAAUAUAGGCUUAAAAAUAACGAACUAUACAAUAUUGACUUACCGAUUCAGCAUUGAAAAGUUGAACAGAAUUUUUUUUCCAUUUUUUAUUCACUGAAAAUCAAUAUUGAAGAUGCCGCCGGCGGCCAGUGUAGUAGCGCAUGGAGAUCGGGUACCGGAAAAGGUUGUGCCAGCGAUGGUGCAGCAACCUCAGCCGCCGCUGGGCGUGGCGAUGACGAAGGCGCCGGAGGCUUUCGCAAAGGACGCUAUCAUUGCAUGGUUUCGAGGGGAGUUUGCGGCAGCCAACGCCAUCAUUGAUGCGCUCUGCAAACACCUGAGGCAACUUGAAGGUGGUGUACCGGCAGAGUAUGAUUCGGUGUUCGGUGCUAUUCACCGUAGGAGGCUGAACUGGAUCCCGAUCCUCCAGAUGCAGCAAUACUAUCCGAUUGCUGAUGUCACAAUGGAGCUUCAGAAAGUGGAAGCCGAAAAGAGUGAAGGAAGGCAGGUGGACGAAAAGAAAAUUGAAGAGGUGAAUGAUACCAUUUCCGAGAAAACUCUAGAGAGUUCCGUGGAGAAAUUAGAGGAGGGUAAUGAAAAUGGUGGAGUAGAACCCGUGGUUGAAGAUUUUACCCAGGAUGAUUCACCUGAAAGUGAGGUUACGGAUACAGGAUCUCAAGAAGUGCAGCCGUUUCUUGAACAUGUCGAUAUAUGUUCUAACCAUGAAGAAUGUGAGGCACGUCGUGAGCAGAUCAAGAUGACAAAAGGAUUCUUAGCAAAGGAACCCGUGAAAGGUCAUAUGGUUAAUGUUGUUAGAGGUCUUAAGUUGUAUGAAGACAUAUUCACUGAUGUCGAACUCUCUAAAUUGAAUGACUUUGUGAAUGAGCUCCGAGCUGCUGGCCAGAAUGGUGAACUCUCAGGCGAGACCUUUAUACUUUACAACCAGCAAGUGAAAGGAAAGAAGAGAGAGUUAAUUCAGCUUGGAAUUCCCAUUUUCGGACAGAUAAAAGACGAUGCAACAAGUAAAUUGCAGAAGAGCAACAUUGAGCCAAUUCCAGCACUUCUACAAGGUGUAAUCAGCCACUUGAUCCAGUGGCAUUUGAUUUCAGAAAAUCGCAAACCAAAUAGCUGCAUCAUUAACUUCUUCGACGAGGGGGAAUAUUCUCAGCCUUUUCUAAAACCACCUCAUUUGGACCAGCCCAUUUCAACCCUCCUUCUCUCCGAGUCAGCAAUGGCAUUUGGUCGAACACUUGUCAGUGAUGAUGAAGGAAAUUAUAAAGGACCACUCAUGCUCUCUCUCAGGGAAGGGUCACUUUUAGUCAUGAGGGGAAAUAGUUCUGAUACAGCAAGACAUGUUAUGUGCACCUCACCGAACAAGAGGGUAAGCAUCACAUUCUUUAGAGUCCGGAUGGAGACACAAAACACCGAGGCAACCCCUUCCACAGGAGCAAUGACCUUAUGGCAACCUGGUGUCCAAACUCGAUAUGCAGUCCCAAAUGAAAUAAUUAGUCCCUACGAGGCAAUGGAUAUGAUCCCAAAAUGGGGAGUCCUUCGGACUCCUGUGGUUAUGUUAUCUCCCAUGCGUCCGAUGGUUUUGAGCCCUCGAAGAAUUCCACAAGGUGGUACCGGGGUUUUCCUGCCCUGGACCGUUGGAUCAAGGAAACCAGCAAAACAUCUUCCACCUCGUGCUCAGAAAGGACGAUGUCUUGCUUUACAGUCCCCUGUUGAAAAUCAGAAAACUCAGGGGACUUCUGAUCCGGGGGACAACCACGAAGGGAAAUCUCUGUAAGUUAAUCUGUUAGUGUUGGCUGUUAUACAUUUCCUGAGAUGCCGAUAGGCUCCAGAAAUAGUAGAGAGCUUGAACAUCGAGCGGAAUGUGGAUUAUUUUGUAACAGAGAGUUGAGUUUUGUAGUGUAUUGAGUUUCUUGUGGAUGCAGUCUUUUUUACAUAACCAUAUAUUUGUGACAUUUUCCCUUUUCUUCUAUUUAUCAAGCACAAUUAAAUUAGUUACA